Baudoinia panamericana UAMH 10762 is the source of this 2100-nucleotide messenger RNA. RefSeq lists its product as uncharacterized. Gene Ontology annotation, molecular function: transmembrane transporter activity. Gene Ontology annotation, biological process: transmembrane transport. The transcript has 7 exons. NCBI's taxonomy places the organism in Eukaryota, Fungi, Ascomycota, Dothideomycetes, Mycosphaerellales, Teratosphaeriaceae. The record is from RefSeq and is a predicted model, not a curated record. Bases 77 to 1750 code for a protein of 557 amino acids. Gene Ontology annotation, cellular component: membrane.
CUCCAUAUUCUGUUCUGCGGAACUGCAGUCCAGACGAACCACUCAUUCGCAUACCAACCCCGUCACCGCUCCUGGCAUGUCCGUCUCAAGCGCUCCAGGCGGUCGUCGCCACACCAUUGACGAGUCCGCGCUCGGCGUGACCUCCGUCCUUGCGAAACGCAAUGAGCAUGCCGUAGUGGACCACGAGCUAGACGAAGACGAGAAAAUCUUGGUCGCGUUGGGCUACAAGCAAGAGUUCAAGCGAGACUUCAGCAUCUGGACUUGCUUCAGCGUCAGCUUCUCCAUCCUUGGGAUUCUACCGUCGAUCGCGAGUACGCUGGCGUACAACCUAGCGUACUCUGGCCCCGCGGGGAGCAUCUGGGGAUGGAUCGUGGCGAGUGUGCUUAUCCAGUUCGUGGCGCUGUCGAUGGCGGAGUUGUGCAGUAGCAUGCCUACCGCGGGUGGACUGUAUUAUGCGAGCGCAGUGCUGGCCCCGGAAGGCUGGGGACCCUUUGCAGCGUGGGUGACGGGUUGGUCGAACUUCCUGGGCCAACUGACCGGUCCGGUCUCUGUCGGGUACGCUCUGUCGUACAUGAUCUUGACCGCGGCCGCCAUUGGCAACCCAGACUACGUGAUCCAGACAUGGCAUAUCUACCUCACACUGCUCCUGGUUCUCAUCGUCUCUGGGCUGAUCACCAUGCAAUCUACCAAGAUCAUCGGCUACAUUAAUGUGGUCGGUGUCUGGGUGAAUCUCGUUGCGCUGAUCAUCUUCGUCAUAUGGAUGCCCGUCGGGUCCGUCAACACCCCGAAAACAAACCCAAACUGGAGGGUGUGGACGGCAGCGGGUAUUGAGAACGGGACAGAAUGGCCCACCGGCUUUGCCUUCAUUAUGGGCUUCCUGAGCGUCAUCUGGACCAUGUCAGGUUACGAUGCGCCAUUCCACCUGUCCGAAGAGUGCAGCAAUGCUAAUGUCGCUGCACCGCGCGCUAUCGUUAUGACCUCCCAACUUGGCUUCUAUCUCGGCUUUCCCGUCAUCAUUGCCAUCGCAUACACGGUGACCAGUGUCGAGGAUGUUGUCGCCAGCGAACUGGGUCAGCCAUUCGGUGCAUUAUGCCUGCAAGUAUUGGGCACGAAAGCCGGCCUGGCAAUGUUCGCCAUCAACAUGGUAGCGCAGUGGGCCGUAGAGCUAGGCUGUAUCAUCGCCGGCAGCCGCGUCAUCUAUGCCUACUCCCGGGAUGACGCGCUUCCGGGCAGUCGGUGGUGGAAGCAGGUUAACAAGCACACCAUGACCCCGGUCAAUGCCCUCUGGUUCGACCUGAGCAUAAAUGCCCUGCUCGGCCUACUCAUGUUCGCAUCGCCCGUGGCAAUCGGCGCGGUCUUCUCUAUUGGCGCAAUUGCCCAGUACACAGCCUUCACGAUCCCCAUAGCCCUGCGGUUGACAGCGGCGAGCAACAAGUUCCGGCCUGGUCCGUGGAACCUCGGUCGUUGGUCAAAGCCAUGCGGGUACAUUGCCUGCACGUGGGUGGUAUUCAUCAUCCCAGUUUUGUGUUUCCCAUCGGUCAAGGGUGGCGAUCUUAACGAUCUCACCAUGAAUUAUACAUGCCUAAUCUACGGCGGCGUCAUGUUGUUCGCCUUGCUUUGGUACGCUAUUGAUGCACGGAAAUGGUUCAAGGGACCCAAAAUCAACGUCGAGCACAUCAUCCACGGUCAAGAUGUUGAUGAUCGAGAGGAUAUGGUUAGGAAUACGACCAUGCCACAGAAGGAGUACUAGAACACAGGACUACUCGGGUGUGUCACCCGACGAGCAUCAGCGCGCCGAGCAGGGUAACCAUCCAAAGUGAAGAUGUACAAAGCUACAAUACCAAUGGCAAUGAUGCGCUGGUCUAAACUAGUUUCUAAUUUCGCCAACAGCGAAAUGGUCCGUCAUGGCAGAACAACCAGUCUCCAAGGCAUAACCGGGGUGUAGAGUCUACAUCGUAUGUUGUCCAUGACCAUGCGCACUGUGUGGAAGUGGAUCCUCACAAGAGUCAGUCCGUCUGGUGGCAUGAGGUCAUAGUGGUCGACCUGUUUCCUGUGCGGCUGAUUCUAUAGAUUCGACCUGAGAUAGCAGUCUGCUCCUCA